Loxodonta africana (African savanna elephant) is the source of this 3713-nucleotide messenger RNA. It is a transcript of the gene ANKRD61, whose product is annotated as ankyrin repeat domain 61. Gene Ontology annotation, cellular component: cytoplasm; nucleus. The transcript is spliced from 3 exons. Bases 2203 to 3456 code for a protein of 417 amino acids. The record is from RefSeq and is a predicted model, not a curated record. NCBI's taxonomy places the organism in Eukaryota, Metazoa, Chordata, Mammalia, Proboscidea, Elephantidae. Gene Ontology annotation, molecular function: protein binding.
UCUGGGCUGUAAACAAACAGAAUGACAAGUUCAUUCCUUGGUUUUCUUAAAACAAAUAGUAAAAACUUGUGAAUGCUAAGAGUUUUCAAUUAAGGAGCAAGUAGCUCUCAAACUUGGCACACAUUAGAAUCAGCAGGGGAGCUUUAAAAAAAUCUCGAUAUUCCAGACCAGUUAAAUCCUAAUUUCUGGGGGUGGACUCAGACAUCGCUAUUAUUUAAAAGUCCCCAGGAUAUUCCAAGCUUGAGAAGCACUCAUUUAGAGCACACUUUACACACAAAUGUUCCUCACCCCUGACUCUGCAUCAGCGUUAAAAACCAUGACUGUCCUCUGCGACAAGUCAGAGACACUGGGCGGGGUGGGGGGAAUGAAAGGAGGGGCCUACUAGAUACCUAGAAUAGAAGCAGUUUAAAAGAGAAUAAAUCAGGCCCUGUUUGAAUCCUGAUUUGCACAAACAAACUAGUGAAUCCUGAUUGGCACACACUGUUAGGACCUGAGGGAAAUCUAAAUAUGGAUUUGCUAUUCGACGAUAUUGAGGAAAUACUGCUAACUUUGUUAGAUGUGAAAACAGUUACCUAAGAAAUGCCUUUAAUUUGAGAGAUGUCCACUGAAGUUUUUAGGGGUGUAAUGACAAGACAUCUGGCAUUUACUCUGCCAUUUAAAGGUAAAAAGAUGAAGCAAAUAUGGCAAAAUGUUAACUGUUAAAUUUAGAUCACGGAGAAGCUCCAUAGACGCGUCCAAACUCCCUGAAGGUCCAAAUUACUGGGCUGAGGGCUGUGGGGACCAUGGUCUCGGGGAACAUCUAGCUCAAUCGGCAGAACAUAGCUUAUAAAGAAAAUGUUCUACAUUCUAUUUUGGUGAAUAGCGCCUAGGGUGCUUAAAAGGUUGUGAGCGGCCAUCUAAGAUCCUCCACUGCCCUUACCCCAUCUGGAACAAGGGAGAAUGAAGACACAAAGGAAAGACACAAAGACACAAGGGAAAGAUUAGUCCAAAGGACUAAUGGACCACAACUACCGUGGCCUCCACCAGAAUCAGCCGAGCACAACUAGAUGGUUCCCGGCUACCACCACCAACUGCCCUGACAUGGAUCACAAUAGGAGGUCCCGGAUAGAGCGGGAGAAAAAUGUAGAACAAAAUUCUAACUCACCAAAAAAAAAAAAAACGGACCAGACUUACUGGUCUGACAGAGACUGGAGAAACAAGAGAACGGCCCCCGACACCCUUUUAACUCAGUAAUGAAGUCACUCCUGAGGUUUGCCCUUCAGCCAAAGAUUAGGCCCAUAAAAACGAGAAUAAAUGGGCACACCAGCCCAGGGGCAAGGACAAGAAAGGGGACAGGAAAGCUGGUAAUGGGGAACCCAAGGUUGAGAAGCGGAAAGUUUUGACAUGUCAUGGGAUUGGCAACCAAUGUCACAAAGUAAUAUAUGUAUUAAUUGUUUCAUGAGAAACUAGUUUGCUCUGUAAACUUUGAUCUAAAAUACAAUAAAAAAAAAUUUAGAUCAUGGAAAUACAAGGGUUCAUUAUUUUUGCUUUUACCUAUUUAAAAAUUCUUAUAAUAAAAUGUUUUUAAACGUUUUGAUGCAAGGGCCCCUCAGAUCCAGGUUAUGAUAGUUUCCGAUAGCUCCCAUAUAAUUCUUACAUAUUAGCCAGAGUUGGGAACUAUGAGGUUAUACUAUGAAGGUACACAUUGGGCUCUAAUUAAGCAAGCGUUGCCGACACAAAUCAUCUCUCACCUGAACUAGUCAGGCAGGGGAGAGUCCACUAAAAACUGAAGACUUGGGUUAAAAGUUUGUUUUCUUACUUUAAAUGUAAUAAUUCUAAUUGUCUACUUUAUAAAUUCCCCCAUUUAGCUUCGUUAGUUGUUUGAACUAUAGUUGAAUUUGAGGAGAAAAUGGAAAUAAUCUUAUGUGUAAGAUGAUAGUUUGGACACAUUUUAUGACUGAGUAGAAAGGCCUAAAAAGUAUGUUCAAAUUUGGCACUAUAUAUGAUCAGGGAACAAUUAAUAACUCAAAAUAUAUAAGUUUGAAAAAGUUUGGCUCUACCAUAAAAAUGAAUUCUAUUCACUGAUAGGUCUUUGAAGCAACAAUCCUGAAACAGUUCUAGAACUGAAUGGAAGGAAUCAUCAAUCACUAAGAGUCUGGAACUGACCAGUUCCAUUUUGGCAGUAUUCCCUGACUCCUAAGUCCUCACUCUCAAGUUUUUCUCAUGGGAAACAUAACCAGGAGAGGAGCCAGAGGUCUGGGAGUUGACAGCGCUGGCUCGGCGCAAGAAGCUACAUCCACAGCACUUCACACCAAACUCUGUGAAGCCAUCUUGAGAGAAGACUGCACUACGAUCAAGAUGCUCCUACGAAAUCACCCCGUCAACCAGCCCAUCACCAUUCUGGCCAACUCCACCAGCUACAGAUUACUUCUGGACCAGACACAGUCUAUCAUCCCCAUUCACCUGGCAGCUGAGUAUCGCAAAGCCCAAAGUCUGCUUUGUUUGUUAGAGCAUGGAGCUGACCCAGAAGUAAGGGACACAAGGGGCUUCACCGCCCUUCACCUGAUGCUGUUGCAUUGGCCAAUCACCUCUACCACGGAGACAAAGCCGGGGGACAGGAUCCAGAGAAUCCUGACCAACAUCCAGAACAACGCUGUCACGUGUCUCCGCAUCUUGUGUGAACAUGGCGCGCAAGUGAAUGCUCGAGUAGACAACAGCAACAAACACUCACCCCUGCACCUGGCUAUAACAUAUGGGACCUACCCAGUUCUCUCCAUUUUGGCCCAAAAUGGUGCUCACGUCGAUGCUACUAAUGAAUCCAGCAUGACCCCCCUUCACAUGGCAGCGGAUAUCUUGAACAAGGAGAUGAUGGAAACGCUCGUGGCCUGUGGCGCAAAUGUCAACUGCGCGGUCUCAUCUACGGGGAACACAGCCCUCAAGCUGGCGGUGUGCACCGCAUCCAGCAAAGCAGGCCGACUGUUGGCAGCAGGUGUCAGCUGUAUCCGUUUGCUCUUGAUUCAUGGGGCCAAAGUCAAUGCCCAGGACCACGAAGGCCAAACGGCUAUGCACGAGGCGUGUUUUGGAGGCAGAGAGGCAAUAAUCAAUCUCUUGCUUGAAUUUGAAGCAAAUGUUAACAUUUUAACGAGGAACGGGGAAUCUCCAAUUUACAUGUACCUUCAGCGCAGCUCCAAUAUCAGAGACACUGCCCUUCUCACCAGGCUACUUUAUCACUCCUAUCCUUUGAGACUGACCAACCACCAUGGAAUUCUACCUGCAGGAGUCAUGCUACCAGAAUUCCACCUCUUGAGGGAAACCCUAAUAAAGUUAUCUCAAAAACCCUUAUCCCUAGAGGAUAUCUGUAAAAGAAACAUCAGGAACAUUUACGGCGAGAAAUACAAACAAAACUUGAAACAUCUUCUCCCAGUAAAGAUAUGGAACUCGGUAUACAGUUACGACUUAGCUUACCUCUUGAAAUAAGGCUUCCAAGUUUCACGGUGCCGUAGAAUUUGAGCAGCUCACAUUCUCUAGGCUCUAGGCUACACAUGUACUCAGAAAACACUCAGCCCAUCACCUUGUGCACCCCAGACGUACAAACGAUUGAUUCCUAAACCUUUUGCAUAAAAUAAAGUGAUUCGAAUAUUGACUUUCUUUUGUUCCUAAAUUUUCUGUUAAAUGCAUUUUCUACGAUUUAAUUUUUGCCUGGAAAAUUGAAACAAAUUAAUUUAAGACUCUGC